Messenger RNA from Staurois parvus, 405 nucleotides. The record is from the annotation of a GenBank genome assembly. Lineage: Eukaryota; Metazoa; Chordata; Amphibia; Anura; Ranidae.
GUGCCACUUUCAGGUCUCCUCACACUGCUGGUGUGUUCCAUUUUUUGUCAUAGGGUGCUGGCAGAUUACGGGCCUCCCAUUGCUGCUGCCAGGCCCGUAAUCUGCCAUGGGCCCCAGUACCGCCUCCUCAUGCUGCUGCCAGGUCCAGAGUGUGUCAUGGGUCCCUGUACGGCCUCCCAUUGCUGCUGUCUCCAUCGCCACACUCUGCCAUGUGCCACUUUCAGGUCUCCUCACACUGCUGGUGGUUUCCAUUUUUGUUAUAGGGUGCUGUAUGGCCUCCCAUUGCUGCUGCCCUCCACCGCCACACUGUGGCUCUACACUCUGGUUUUGGCCCCGUGACUGCCCAAAAUGAGUGAAGUGUGCGGUGAUUCUAAGAUCGACGGCACUCAUCUGCAUGUCAUACUG